Messenger RNA from Fraxinus pennsylvanica, 2163 nucleotides. Lineage: Eukaryota; Viridiplantae; Streptophyta; Magnoliopsida; Lamiales; Oleaceae. The record is from the annotation of a GenBank genome assembly.
AUGGCUUCUUUCGUCGCAAAAUCUCUUUAUCUUCCUUUUCUUCUUCUUCUUCUCUCGACCCCGGUGGCCAUAAAUAGUCGACGAUUGCCCUAUACUUCUUCCGAUGAAGUGGUAUCGGAUGGAGUUGGAGAGUCCGAGUCCGAGUCCGAGUCCGAGUCCAUAAUACGCUUCAAAGGAAUGGAUUCAGCUGCAGAGGAGUGUGUUCAAAUGUAUGGCUUCUUGCCAUGCUCGAAAAACAUUCCAGGCCAUUUGUUUCUUAUUGUGGUUUAUGAAUAUCUUUUGUUUCAUGGAGAAUCCUACGUUGCCUCUGGAGGUGAAAGGAUUUUCAAAAUCCUUGGUCCCGGUAUAUUCGGUGCAUGUGCAUUUCAGGUUAUCGGCUCGCUUCCGGAGGCCUUGAUACUCCUCGCAUCUGGGAUGCUGAGCAGUAGAGAUGUUGCUGAGGAGUGUGUAUUGACUGGAGUUGGAUUGCUGGCUGGAUCAACAAUCUUGCUUCUUACAGUAUUAUGGGGGACUUGUGUCAUCGUUGCUAACCAAGAUUAUUCCAAUCAAUUGAAGCCUAAUCCUUCAUCCACCUCAAAAUGCAGAAAACUAAACCCUCUUGAAAGAUUUCUCACACCAUUGUGGCCAGGUCAUGGUGUGAUAACAGAUCUGUGGACAUGUUUUACUGCAAGAAUCAUGCUUCUUUCAGUGAUCCCACUGACGAUGAUUCAAAUUCCCAACAUUUUCCAUUUAUCUUAUGUUGGAGAAAGAAUUUGUAUACUGAUUACUCUUGUUGUUUCCAUCAUAUUCCUGCUCUCUUACUUCUUCUAUCAGGUGUUUCAACCUUGGAUUCAAAAAAGGCGCUUAUUGUAUAUAAAGCACGAGCAUUUAGUUAUCGACAUAUUAAAACACGUGCAGAAUCAAACGAUGGGAAGAUUCCUAACUGAGAAUGGUGCACCAAAUUUAAUGGCCAUAAGAAGGCUAUUUGAAGAAACGGACCAUGAUAGAGAUAAGCUCAUCUCCCUUCCCGAGCUAAAAGAAUUUCUCCAGGAAAUCAGAUUCAGAGAAAUGAGUUCGGACAAGGACAAUGUAACAGAAGAUAUUAUGAAGGAAUUUGAUGCUGACAAUGACAAGAAGAUAACAAUGGACGAAUUUGUAAAUGGAAUGACAAAAUGGCUGGAUGAGAGUAAAGGUGCAGUGAAUAAAAGAUAUCACUCGAUUAAAUCUCUAAAAGAUUUGUACCAGGUUAUCAAACCUUGGAUUCAAAAGAAAAGGGAAGAACGGGAAGUGAUGAAACAUCUUGUGCCGCAAAUUCUAGAACAUUUUGAAAACUCUGUACAGGGGAGCCUUUCAACAGAAGAUGGAGCUCCUGAUAUACUUGCUAUCAGAAGGUUGUUCGCAGACACUGAUAAGGAUAACAAUGGCUUCAUAUCAUACACUGAAUUGAAGGACCAGAUGAAUAAUAUGAAGCAUGGCAUAAUACGUAUUGACAUAGAUGCAGCAGUGUCGAAAAUGAUGGAGGAACUUGAUGUAAGUGGAGAUCACUUGAUUAGCGAGGACGAAUUCAUUACUGGAUUGAGCAAGUGGCUUAACAUGACUUAUAGUCAAAUUCCCAAAUCUGAAGAUAGUGAAGAAAAUAUCUAUGAAAAAUCGUGGGAACAGACUGAUAAGCUGGUAGAGAAUAAGUUGAUUGACAAAUCACCAUUUGCCUGGUUUAAGGCCAUAUCUCUUGUGGUGCUUGGGAUUGUUACACUCGGGCUUCUAGCCGAACCUCUUAUAGACAGUGUUCGGAAUUUCUCUUCAUCUGCAAGCACGCCUUCAUUUUUCAUUGCUUUCAUUUUAGUCCCCGUGGCUACAAAUUCAAGAAUAGUAAUAUCUGCUAUAAGCGAGGCACGCAGGAAGAAACUACACACCACUUCAUUGACAUUUUCCGAGAUAUAUGGGGUCGUGUUCAUGAACAACACACUUGGCCUUGUAGUUCUUCUUUCUCUGAUCUAUUUUCGCGGUUUAGCGUGGAAAUAUUCGGUUGAGGUUCUGAUGGUUUUAGCUGUUUCUGCUAUUAUGGGAUGCCUAGCAAGUUUUACCACUGUUGUCCCUAUUUGGACAUCAUUCUUGGCUUUUAUGUUGUACCCUCUGUCUUUAAUCCUGGUUUAUUUUUUUGGUGAUUUUAAAUGGUUGUCCUGA